AUGGUCGAAAAUAACACUCUUUUUGUGACUGGAGGUGUCGUUGUGGUCUCUAGUAUUGCAAUUUACUUGUACCUGAAGACUACAAAAACCUGUCCGUUUUCAGCAUGUAAAAAAACUUCAAAAAGAACGCUUCUCGAUGAUUCAGUCAAAUACUCACUUCCAUUAAUCGAAAAGUUCGAGAUCAGUCAUGAUACGAGAAAGUUCCGAUUUGGACUUCCAUCCAAGGAUCACAUUCUUGGACUUCCAAUUGGACAACACGUCUACCUCAGUGCUACGAUCGAUGGAAAGCUCAUCGUUCGUCCAUAUACUCCAGUAUCCAGUGACGAAGACAAGGGAUUCGUCGAUUUGAUGGUCAAGGUUUAUUUCAAGAAUACCAAUGAAAAGUUCCCAGAUGGUGGGAAAAUGAGUCAAUACUUGGAGAGCCUCAAGAUCGGAGACACGAUCAGCUUCCGUGGACCACAAGGAAACAUUGUCUACAAGGGACAGGGACUUUUCAGUUUGAAAGCCGACAAAAAAUCGGAACCAACAAAUCGCAGCUUCAAACAUCUGUCCAUGAUUGCGGGAGGAACAGGAAUCACACCUAUGCUUCAAGUUAUCGCAGCGAUUCUUCGUGAUCCAACCGAUUCCACACAGAUCAGACUCUUAUUCGCUAAUCAGACAGAAGAUGAUAUUCUGUGUAGACAAGAGCUCGAUGAUUUGGAGGCUAAGCAUCCAGACCGCUUCCGUGUUUGGUAUACUAUCGACAGACCGCCAGCAGUUUGGAAGUAUUCCUCUGGAUUCAUCAAUGACAAUAUGAUCAAGGAGAACCUCUUCCCACCAGGACCGGAUUCGGCUGUCCUGAUGUGCGGCCCACCACCAAUGAUUAAUUUCGCCUGCACUCCAAAUCUCGACAAACUCGAGUAUGAUCCAGCCAAUCGUCUCCUUUUCUAG
Caenorhabditis briggsae is the source of this 930-nucleotide messenger RNA. Gene Ontology annotation, molecular function: oxidoreductase activity; FAD binding. The transcript is spliced from 4 exons. Bases 1 to 930 code for a protein of 309 amino acids. The record is from RefSeq and is a predicted model, not a curated record. Lineage: Eukaryota; Metazoa; Nematoda; Chromadorea; Rhabditida; Rhabditidae. Gene Ontology annotation, cellular component: mitochondrion.